Messenger RNA from Homo sapiens (human), 7302 nucleotides. RefSeq names its product dual oxidase 1 (gene DUOX1). Gene Ontology annotation, molecular function: FAD binding; heme binding; NADPH binding. The record is from RefSeq and is a predicted model, not a curated record. Gene Ontology annotation, biological process: antiviral innate immune response; cellular response to cytokine stimulus; positive regulation of wound healing. NCBI's taxonomy places the organism in Eukaryota, Metazoa, Chordata, Mammalia, Primates, Hominidae. Gene Ontology annotation, cellular component: plasma membrane; apical plasma membrane; NADPH oxidase complex. Bases 1974 to 6629 code for a protein of 1551 amino acids. The transcript has 33 exons.
GCAGAGCUGCAGAGGCACCGGACGAGAGAGGGCUCCGCGGGCCCAGCUGGCAGCCAGGCCGGAGACAAGUUGCAGUCCCGGGCUCUGGUGACGCCGUGGCCGCAGGUCAGAUUUGGGAGGGCUUUUCCCGGCCCGCGGGCCUGGGCGCUCCGGGGGAGGGAGCUCCAAGGGCAGGGUGGCGGGGGAGCCGCAGCUCCUCCACGUUAUGGAAGAAAGGGGAAUGCUAGCCCCCUGCGCCUCCGAUCUUAUCCUAAGGCUAAAACCGGUCCUGUUAGGGCCUGUCCUCUGCCCAAUCAAGGUUUUGAGAGACUGGGUUCUUUGGGACCUGGGAAUGUUGGGUGGCCUAGUUUGCCUGGGCCUGCGGGUUCUUCUCCUGGCACCAGCACAACAUACCAGGGAGGGAGCUUUGGGCUUUAGGAUCCAAGCUUUCCCCCUCAGCCCUCCCUUAGGACCAAGAUGGCCUUGACCCAUCUUCCUCCCACCUCAGGGCCACCAGGGUCACCACUCUAGGGCUUCAGGCUGGAAAAGCAGCCAUGUGGGGCAAGAACAGGCAGGCCUGUGUUCUCUCUCUGGUUCUGCCGCUGGCUCUGCCUGGGGCUUCACUGCCCUGUCCUGGGCAACCUUCCUGUCAAGGUUGUUGAGAAGUUACUGCCCCAUCGUUGUGUAAAUCAUUAAGGGCAACCCACCCACAAGGAGUGGUUAUUAAGCAUGUCCACCUUCCUCUUCAGGUCAUCCCCACACAGCCUGGUCUGAAAGCCCAUUUCAUGCCCUUAGGGGCUGAGUGGUACAUUAGCGUUGAGGCCCAGGAUCCUGAAGACAUGGUGGUGGCGGGGGAGGGGAAUGACAUCUUGGGAUCAGGGAAGGACCGCUGUGGCUACUUCCGUAUAUCCAGCUUUACAGCUUCAACCAUCCAGAGCCCAGCUCUUCAUGCACUAUUAAAGGCCAGCACCUGGACAGACUCUGUGAAAUGCAGCAGGUGAUACUGAGCUUUCCAGUUAUGGCAGGGCCUAGGUUUUUUCAUUUAAUAGGAGAUGGAGUAGGGAUGAGGUCACUCCCUGGGUUCUCUCCUCUAGACAACCCAUCCAGGAACCCUGAUGUUUGGCUGGGGAUGAGGCUUUCCCUGAGCUCCUUUCUUCCUCUAUCCUAACCCCAAUCUCCAGGUUGCCUUCAGGAGGUCUUCGCCGGCUUUAGGUACUCCUUACUCGCACUCAGGAGUCCCAGCCUGAGUCCUCUGCUGCCUCUGUUUCCCUGUUGACUCUGGGUGGAGAGAGAGAGAGCAGGAAGCUUGCACUAAAUACAUGAGCACCUGGUAGUGCAUCCCUUCUGGAUCCAACCAGAGGAGACAAGCUCCCGCCUACCCUCUCUAUAUCACAUUUGCCCAACACCUGUCACUUGCUUUGAAUUAAACCUCCUUCUCACAUUUGAUUCUGGCAACCAUGCUUAGAAGUAAACAGUUCAGGCAUAUUUGCUCCCAUAGCUGGAAGAGGAAAACAAGGAUCAGAUUGGAGAAGUGAUUUAUCUAAGAUCCCACAGUGGACUGGGAGCAGCACUGAGACCUCAGCCUAGUCUCCUGAUCCCCAAGCAGGGCCCUGCCUAAGGAACACACUCUGCAGAGUGCUGGGCCAAAGCAGGGUUUUCCAACUAAUCUUAGAAGGUAAAGUCCAUGAAGGUAUGUACCAGGGAUUUCUGUUUGUUUUGUUCGUCACUUAAUCUCCAGUGUCUAUGUCAGUGGCUGGUAUGUAGUGGUGCUCAUGAAGUAUUUGCCGAAUCAAUUAAAGAAUUUUCGGAAAGAGUGAGUCUCUUGAACUUUGCUACCUACUGUGACCUUGGCCCAGCCCCAGGCCUUGAUUCACAGAGGCCUGCAGAGUCUUUCACCUGAUUCUUCUGAGUAGCUGGGGCUCAUUCUUUGCCUGUCUUUUUCUAGGGUCUCCAUUUUGGGACAUUCUAAUCCCUGAGCCCCUAUUAUUUUCAUCAUGGGCUUCUGCCUGGCUCUAGCAUGGACACUUCUGGUUGGGGCAUGGACCCCUCUGGGAGCUCAGAACCCCAUUUCGUGGGAGGUGCAGCGAUUUGAUGGGUGGUACAACAACCUCAUGGAGCACAGAUGGGGCAGCAAAGGCUCCCGGCUGCAGCGCCUGGUCCCAGCCAGCUAUGCAGAUGGCGUGUACCAGCCCUUGGGAGAACCCCACCUGCCCAACCCCCGAGACCUUAGCAACACCAUCUCAAGGGGCCCUGCAGGGCUGGCCUCCCUGAGAAACCGCACAGUGUUGGGGGUCUUCUUUGGCUAUCACGUGCUUUCAGACCUGGUGAGCGUGGAAACUCCCGGCUGCCCCGCCGAGUUCCUCAACAUUCGCAUCCCGCCCGGAGACCCCAUGUUCGACCCCGACCAGCGCGGGGACGUGGUGCUGCCCUUCCAGAGAAGCCGCUGGGACCCCGAGACCGGACGGAGUCCCAGCAAUCCCCGGGACCCGGCCAACCAGGUGACGGGCUGGCUGGACGGCAGCGCCAUCUAUGGUUCCUCGCAUUCCUGGAGCGACGCGCUGCGGAGCUUCUCCAGGGGACAGCUGGCGUCGGGGCCCGACCCCGCUUUUCCCCGAGACUCGCAGAACCCCCUGCUCAUGUGGGCGGCGCCCGACCCCGCCACCGGGCAGAACGGGCCCCGGGGGCUGUACGCCUUCGGGGCAGAGAGAGGGAACCGGGAACCCUUCCUGCAGGCGCUGGGCCUGCUCUGGUUCCGCUACCACAACCUGUGGGCGCAGAGGCUGGCCCGCCAGCACCCAGACUGGGAGGACGAGGAGCUGUUCCAGCACGCACGCAAGAGGGUCAUCGCCACCUACCAGAACAUCGCUGUGUAUGAGUGGCUGCCCAGCUUCCUGCAGAAAACACUCCCGGAGUAUACAGGAUACCGGCCAUUUCUGGACCCCAGCAUCUCCUCAGAGUUCGUGGCGGCCUCUGAGCAGUUCCUGUCCACCAUGGUGCCCCCUGGCGUCUACAUGAGAAAUGCCAGCUGCCACUUCCAGGGGGUCAUCAAUCGGAACUCAAGUGUCUCCAGAGCUCUCCGGGUCUGCAACAGCUACUGGAGCCGUGAGCACCCAAGCCUACAAAGUGCUGAAGAUGUGGAUGCACUGCUGCUGGGCAUGGCCUCCCAGAUCGCAGAGCGAGAGGACCAUGUGUUGGUUGAAGAUGUGCGGGAUUUCUGGCCUGGGCCACUGAAGUUUUCCCGCACAGACCACCUGGCCAGCUGCCUGCAGCGGGGCCGGGAUCUGGGCCUGCCCUCUUACACCAAGGCCAGGGCAGCACUGGGCUUGUCUCCCAUUACCCGCUGGCAGGACAUCAACCCUGCACUCUCCCGGAGCAAUGACACUGUACUGGAGGCCACAGCUGCCCUGUACAACCAGGACUUAUCCUGGCUAGAGCUGCUCCCUGGGGGACUCCUGGAGAGCCACCGGGACCCUGGACCUCUGUUCAGCACCAUCGUCCUUGAACAAUUUGUGCGGCUACGGGAUGGUGACCGCUACUGGUUUGAGAACACCAGGAAUGGGCUGUUCUCCAAGAAGGAGAUUGAAGAAAUCCGAAAUACCACCCUGCAGGACGUGCUGGUCGCUGUUAUCAACAUUGACCCCAGUGCUCUGCAGCCCAAUGUCUUUGUCUGGCAUAAAGGAGACCCCUGUCCGCAGCCGAGACAGCUCAGCACUGAAGGCCUGCCAGCGUGUGCUCCCUCUGUUGUUCGUGACUAUUUUGAGGGCAGUGGAUUUGGCUUCGGGGUCACCAUCGGGACCCUCUGUUGCUUCCCUUUGGUGAGCCUGCUCAGUGCCUGGAUUGUUGCCCGGCUCCGGAUGAGAAAUUUCAAGAGGCUCCAGGGCCAGGACCGCCAGAGCAUCGUGUCUGAGAAGCUCGUGGGAGGCAUGGAAGCUUUGGAAUGGCAAGGCCACAAGGAGCCCUGCCGGCCCGUGCUUGUGUACCUGCAGCCCGGGCAGAUCCGUGUGGUAGAUGGCAGGCUCACCGUGCUCCGCACCAUCCAGCUGCAGCCUCCACAGAAGGUCAACUUCGUCCUGUCCAGCAACCGUGGACGCCGCACUCUGCUGCUCAAGAUCCCCAAGGAGUAUGACCUGGUGCUGCUGUUUAACUUGGAGGAAGAGCGGCAGGCGCUGGUGGAAAAUCUCCGGGGAGCUCUGAAGGAGAGCGGGUUGAGCAUCCAGGAGUGGGAGCUGCGGGAGCAGGAGCUGAUGAGAGCAGCUGUGACACGGGAGCAGCGGAGGCACCUCCUGGAGACCUUUUUCAGGCACCUUUUCUCCCAGGUGCUGGACAUCAACCAGGCCGACGCAGGGACCCUGCCCCUGGACUCCUCCCAGAAGGUGCGGGAGGCCCUGACCUGUGAGCUGAGCAGGGCCGAGUUUGCCGAGUCCCUGGGCCUCAAGCCCCAGGACAUGUUUGUGGAGUCCAUGUUCUCUCUGGCUGACAAGGAUGGCAAUGGCUACCUGUCCUUCCGAGAGUUCCUGGACAUCCUGGUGGUCUUCAUGAAAGGCUCUCCUGAGGAAAAGUCUCGCCUUAUGUUCCGCAUGUACGACUUUGAUGGGAAUGGCCUCAUUUCCAAGGAUGAGUUCAUCAGGAUGCUGAGAUCCUUCAUCGAGAUCUCCAACAACUGCCUGUCCAAGGCCCAGCUGGCUGAGGUGGUGGAGUCCAUGUUCCGGGAGUCGGGAUUCCAGGACAAGGAGGAACUGACAUGGGAAGAUUUUCACUUCAUGCUGCGGGACCACAAUAGCGAGCUCCGCUUCACGCAGCUCUGUGUCAAAGGGGUGGAGGUGCCUGAAGUCAUCAAGGACCUCUGCCGGCGAGCCUCCUACAUCAGCCAGGAUAUGAUCUGUCCCUCUCCCAGAGUGAGUGCCCGCUGUUCCCGCAGCGACAUUGAGACUGAGUUGACACCUCAGAGACUGCAGUGCCCCAUGGACACAGACCCUCCCCAGGAGAUUCGGCGGAGGUUUGGCAAGAAGGUAACGUCAUUCCAGCCCUUGCUGUUCACUGAGGCGCACCGAGAGAAGUUCCAACGCAGCUGUCUCCACCAGACGGUGCAACAGUUCAAGCGCUUCAUUGAGAACUACCGGCGCCACAUCGGCUGCGUGGCCGUGUUCUACGCCAUCGCUGGGGGGCUUUUCCUGGAGAGGGCCUACUACUACGCCUUUGCCGCACAUCACACGGGCAUCACAGACACCACCCGCGUGGGAAUCAUCCUGUCGCGGGGCACAGCAGCCAGCAUCUCUUUCAUGUUCUCCUACAUCUUGCUCACCAUGUGCCGCAACCUCAUCACCUUCCUGCGAGAAACCUUCCUCAACCGCUACGUGCCCUUCGACGCCGCCGUGGACUUCCAUCGCCUCAUUGCCUCCACCGCCAUCGUCCUCACAGUCUUACACAGUGUGGGCCAUGUGGUGAAUGUGUACCUGUUCUCCAUCAGCCCCCUCAGCGUCCUCUCUUGCCUCUUUCCUGGCCUCUUCCAUGAUGAUGGGUCUGAGCUCCCCCAGAAGUAUUACUGGUGGUUCUUCCAGACCGUACCAGGCCUCACGGGGGUUGUGCUGCUCCUGAUCCUGGCCAUCAUGUAUGUCUUUGCCUCCCACCACUUCCGCCGCCGCAGUUUCCGGGGCUUCUGGCUGACCCACCACCUCUACAUCCUGCUCUAUGUCCUGCUCAUCAUCCAUGGUAGCUUUGCCCUGAUCCAGCUGCCCCGUUUCCACAUCUUCUUCCUGGUCCCAGCAAUCAUCUAUGGGGGCGACAAGCUGGUGAGCCUGAGCCGGAAGAAGGUGGAGAUCAGCGUGGUGAAGGCGGAGCUGCUGCCCUCAGGAGUGACCCACCUGCGGUUCCAGCGGCCCCAGGGCUUUGAGUACAAGUCAGGGCAGUGGGUGCGGAUCGCUUGCCUGGCUCUGGGGACCACCGAGUACCACCCCUUCACACUGACCUCUGCGCCCCAUGAGGACACGCUUAGCCUGCACAUCCGGGCAGCAGGGCCCUGGACCACUCGCCUCAGGGAGAUCUACUCAGCCCCGACGGGUGACAGAUGUGCCAGAUACCCAAAGCUGUACCUUGAUGGACCAUUUGGAGAGGGCCACCAGGAGUGGCAUAAGUUUGAGGUGUCAGUGUUAGUGGGAGGGGGCAUUGGGGUCACCCCUUUUGCCUCCAUCCUCAAAGACCUGGUCUUCAAGUCAUCCGUCAGCUGCCAAGUGUUCUGUAAGAAGAUCUACUUCAUCUGGGUGACGCGGACCCAGCGUCAGUUUGAGUGGCUGGCUGACAUCAUCCGAGAGGUGGAGGAGAAUGACCACCAGGACCUGGUGUCUGUGCACAUCUACAUCACCCAGCUGGCUGAGAAGUUCGACCUCAGGACCACUAUGCUGUACAUCUGUGAGCGGCACUUCCAGAAGGUUCUGAACCGGAGUCUAUUCACAGGCCUGCGCUCCAUCACCCACUUUGGCCGUCCCCCCUUUGAGCCCUUCUUCAACUCCCUGCAGGAGGUCCACCCCCAGGUCCGGAAGAUCGGGGUGUUUAGCUGUGGCCCCCCUGGCAUGACCAAGAAUGUGGAAAAGGCCUGUCAGCUCAUCAACAGGCAGGACCGGACUCACUUCUCCCACCAUUAUGAGAACUUCUAGGCCCCUGCCCGGGGGUUCUGCCCACUGCCCAGUUGAGCAGAGGUUUGAGCCCACACCUCACCUCUGUUCUUCCUAUUUCUGGCUGCCUCAGCCUUCUCUGAUUUCCCACCUCCCAACCUUGUUCCAGGUGGCCAUAGUCAGUCACCAUGUGUGGGCUCAGGGACCCCCAGGACCAGGAUGUGUCUCAGCCUGGAGAAAUGGUGGGGGGGCAGUGUCUAGGGACUAGAGUGAGAAGUAGGGGAGCUACUGAUUUGGGGCAAAGUGAAACCUCUGCUUCCAGACUUCAGAAACAAAUCUCAGAAGACAAGCUGACCUGACAAGUACUAUGUGUGUGCAUGUCUGUAUGUGUGUUGGGGCGGUGAGUGUAAGGAUGCAGUGGGAGCAUGGAUGCUGGCAUCUUAGAACCCUCCCUACUCCCAUACCUCCUCCUCUUCUGGGCUCCCCACUGUCAGACGGGCUGGCAAAUGCCUUGCAGGAGGUAGAGGCUGGACCCAUGGCAAGCCAUUUACAGAAACCCACUCGGCACCCCAGUCUAACACCACAACUAAUUUCACCCAAGGUUUUAAGCACGUUCUUUCAUCAGACCCUGGCCCAAUACCUAUGUAUGCAAUGCUCCUCAGCCCUCUUCUCCCUGCUCCAGUAGUCUCCCUUCCAAAUAAAUCACUUUUCUGCC